This is a messenger RNA of Acomys russatus (golden spiny mouse), 1305 nucleotides long. RefSeq names its product family with sequence similarity 168 member B (gene Fam168b). Lineage: Eukaryota; Metazoa; Chordata; Mammalia; Rodentia; Muridae. The transcript is spliced from 8 exons. The coding region runs from base 131 to 751 and encodes 206 amino acids. The record is from RefSeq and is a predicted model, not a curated record.
AGGCAGCGUAGGCCUAGCGGUCGGCCGCCACCGAGCGUUGUCUGGGCACUGCCCGUCGCCGAGCCUCACGCCGUGCCGGCUCGGGCCGGCGCGCGCCGGUUCCGGAGGCGAAGGCCAUCUUCUUGAAAUCAUGAAUCCUGUUUAUAGCCCUGGAUCUUCUGGGGUUCCCUACGCAAAUGCCAAAGGGAUUGGGUAUCCAGCCGGUUUUCCUGUGGGCUAUGCAGCAGCGCCUGCCUAUUCUCCUAACAUGUACCCUGGAGCGAAUCCUACCUUCCAAACAGUGCUGGAGAUUGAACCCAGGGUCUUGCACAUGUUAGGCUACACUCCUGGCACACCUUACAAAGUGUCCUGUUCCCCAACCAGCGGAGCUGUGCCACCAUACUCCUCCUCCCCGAAUCCUUACCAGACGGCCGUGUACCCAGUGAGAAGUGCCUACCCCCAACAGAGCCCGUAUGCUCAGCAAGGCACGUACUAUACACAGCCUCUGUAUGCAGCACCCCCGCACGUCAUUCACCACACCACUGUGGUGCAGCCCAAUGGCAUGCCAGCCACGGUCUACCCUGCUCCCAUCCCUCCUCCUAGAGGCAGUGGGGUCACCAUGGGCAUGGUUGCUGGGACCACGAUGGCCAUGUCAGCAGGUACCCUGCUGACUGCUCAUUCUCCAACUCCUGUAGCCCCUCACCCGGUCACUGUCCCCACAUACCGAGCCCCAGGAACGCCCACUUACAGCUAUGUGCCCCCUCAGUGGUGAUUACCCUGCAAAUUAAUAUUGAGGAUGGAGCUGUGCAGUCACUUCAUUGAGUCCCACAGCUGGUGCUGCAGGCCUUGUGCCUCCAACCAGGACUUUCUUCUUAAUGCUCUCGACACUUAGCUAAACACAACUGCGUCCCAGCCCAGCAGGCCCCAGCUCGCUAGUCUCCACGUAACUCCGUGGGUUGGUUUUAAAGCAAAUCCUGUUUUGUGGACUGCCUGGCACAUUUUUUAGCUAACUGUAAUGAUAAAAAGGGAGUAUUACUCUAUUCUGAAUUAUAUCUAGUUGAAUGCAUGUUUAUAAAAAACAAACACAAAAACAAAGCUUGCUCAAUCUACCUGCAGUGACUGAUGCAAAACAUAUGCAAAACCCAAAGGACUGGACCGUGUUCUACAGCCUGUGUCACUCAUGCACUCCUGUCAUGUAUGCUGAGUCUCAGAGUUACAUGUGUGCAAGUGAAUGUCCUCAUUGAAGCAUUUGGAGUACUGGGGGGGAUUCUUGGGGUGCUGGGGUUACCAGUUAGGGACACAGACUUGUACUUGUCAGCAGUCUGG